This is a messenger RNA of Actinia tenebrosa (Australian red waratah sea anemone), 837 nucleotides long. RefSeq lists its product as uncharacterized. The record is from RefSeq and is a predicted model, not a curated record. NCBI's taxonomy places the organism in Eukaryota, Metazoa, Cnidaria, Anthozoa, Actiniaria, Actiniidae.
AUGGAUGCUUCUCCGACACAGACAACGCUUAUUAGCUCACAGGAUUCGACAAGUUCUACCAGCGAGUUUGUAGACACAUGUACUCCGCUUGCACCAAAGCAGAAAGGACGGUUCAACGUUGGUUUAUAUGCUAAACGAAGAAAGCUCAUUAUGGAAAAGCUAGUAGAUGAAAAAAUAGCCACAGAUGUCAAGCUCAAGAGCUUCCAGAACAAGCCGAAUUAUAGAAAACGAAAGUGUGAUGACYUGGAMGARCAGCUUCCUUCAUCAAAACRAAAGGCAAGGUUGCCAAACACACAAAGCAAUCUCAACAAAGAAAACAGUGACUUCCUUGAUUUAUCUAAAGCCCAAAGUCAUCGAAGGCGCACUGCAACAAUAAAGGUUUUGAGGGAAGUUCACUGCACUCCAAGAUCAACUGAUAAUAAACCAAUAAUGAACGGAAUGUGGUCAACUUUGGUCAAUAAUAACUCAGUAAAGUUUAUGGAGUCUUUAAUAGGAACCUCCAAGUUUUGCACUAGCAAAGUUAUUCCAAACAUUGUAAAGAAAAAUGUGCUAAGUUAUGAAAAUAGUGAAGACAACUUCAUACGAAGUACAGCUUUGCUUUAUAAAGGAGGGAUCUUAACAAAAGUGAAAUACAAGGAAAUGAGAAAUGAAAGAAUUAACUUCAUGUCAGAUGUCCCAGUACCAAGACCUGUAGCCUAUGAUAGACUAGUGUCAUAUAUAAAAGGCAUCAAUAUGGGAGAUGUGUUAGAUCUUGAGGUAUCUCUAAGACUACCUUACUACAUGUUUACAGUCUUGCGUAUGCAGGCCUUUGCUUACGGAACUGUGUUUCCCUCUUAA